UGAAGUAGGUUGUUGCCUACAUGGUUGUAUACAAUGGUGUCAUUGGUUGUUGCGUCCCCUCCGACGAGAGGCACUAGACUGUACCCAUGUAUUGAAGAGGAAGAUGAGGAUGCAGUCCUGAGGGAAUGGCCAGAGGAGGUUGGUGACAUGAUGUCCUCUCUUGUUAAUGAUCUUAACCAACUCGAUGAUGAUGAUGAUAUUGCCUAUCCAAAGGAAACCCCACCGAAGCUCUUACAGGCUGUGCCCUCGAAGGGGCGUCCCUUGUCCAGGUCGGCAUCAACCUCAGCGAUAUUGCCUGUGGGUAGACGUCGUACCCCAACGGCUACUUCUGGAGGGAUGAGUGCUCGGCGAGGGGAUGAGGCUCUCCCGACUGUACAGGCUGUUAAGGCACUUCAUAAAUCGGUCCAGUUCGCCAAUUUACCACACAGAUUAUGGCCCGUAGUAGUGGAGUCAGCAUGGCCUCCCUCCUCUGGAAACAUGACGCCCUCUCCACCUCCUCCUAUCACCGAUCAUGCUCGGCUGCUACUCCGUCCUCCAGCUGCUGUCCAAGUCGACGAUCCCACGAUCGUCACAUUGGCUUGUCCCUUAUGCGAGUUGAGAAUCGUCAAGACUGAGCAGCAUGACGACACAGCCUGGAGUUGCCUCUACCACCAUAUACAAGAUGACCAUCACUGCAAUGACCUCCUUAGAGUUGUCGUAUUGGACAACCCAGCGUAUAUCCUCCAUUAUUGCUAUCGAACAGAAUGUUGGAAUCUUCCGACCAAGUCCUCAUCACGGUCUUCUCGAAGAGAGAGUCGUAUUGGCCUGAAGACUCCAGAGGGACCUGCUAAGGCGGCGCCGCCGACCUCGGUGGUGGGAGUGGAUGCAUGUAGCAGUGGUCACUAUCACUGCCCAUUAUGUGGAGUAUUGUGUGUUGGGAUGGACACUAGUAGUGGAGGAGUUAAGAUGCAUCUAUUGGGGUGUAGACAGGCUCCUAGGAGGAAGAUGGGGCCUUCGAUGAUUCAAAUUGAUAGAGUCGAUGAGCUGCCAGCAAGAGAUCACGUCCCUCUUGACGACUACAUUGAUGCAUUAUGUAGCAAUGCCUUCAAUGGCCAGGGUCUGGACCUAACGAGGGCCAAAUACACCGUAGUUGGGUCGGGGAUCCCAGGGAUGGUCUUUGGCAUUGUGAGGGGUACUGGAGGAUAUGUAUAUGGCAUCAACUAUAUGGAAGCAGAGCAGUGGUCGGAGGUCACACAUGUUCUUGUUGGCCCUAAGGUCCAUGCUGGGAGUCUACGGAAUAUCUGUCAUACUCUGAGGCAGCUAUCAUUGACGGAUAAGGUCAUUUGGGUGGACUGUAGGGACCUCCUAACACCAACAGACCAAGGUAGUGUUGGGGGAUGGACACCGACCUCUAUAUUAGCAGCAUUGACCUGUAGCAAGAGGACCUUAGGCUCAUCAAGGGAGGCGAGCAAACGAGUAAAAGGUUCUCCAACACGGUCAUCACCACCGGUGACACCUCCCAACACAAGCAUUGUCCCGUCACCACCCACUAGACCUUCCAUCCACAAAACAGCUGAGGAUGACCGUAUACGCAGACCCCUGGUCUUAUGCCCGGUCGUCGUGACUACGUCAAGGACUACCUUCCAACCAGCACCCCAAAUCAUGACACUAUGUGACGCUGACCCUCCACGUGAUGUCGACCUUUCCCCGACAUUUCAAGGCAGUAGAAGGACGUACUUUGAUGGCUCACCACUGGGGGGCGGCGGCGGCCAGCAGCGGCGGCGACGGAGUCCAUCACCCGAAUGUGAUGCACCUAUCAUACCCGGUGUGACAGUCACACCGGGUAAGCAUCGUCAAAGGAGACGGAGGAGAGCUGUCGGGGGUUACAGAGAAGUUGCUGAUGUGAUGACAGCAGCUCCAAGGCGGUCGACUAGGCUGUCCCGGAGUGCGCCCCCAAAGGGAGGCCUAAGUCGAGUCGUUAGUCUCCCGACCUUUGCAACAUGAUGAAUGAUGGAAAUUAGAAUUGCAACCAAUUGAUUAAAUCUGAAAUGAAGGUUUC
Molecule: messenger RNA, 2038 nt
Organism: Perkinsus marinus ATCC 50983
Lineage: Eukaryota; Perkinsozoa; Perkinsida; Perkinsidae
Exons: 12
Coding region: 34-1983 (649 amino acids)
Source: RefSeq, a predicted model, not a curated record